CAACGGUACCUACGAGCUGGUCUCUUGUGGACACUAUGACUUCAACCUGGCGAGAUGUCAGUGCGGCCCGGAAUAUUUCCCAAUCGUUUACGACUUCGAGGGCGGUGACUUCCGAUGUUCUCGCCCGGGCCAUAAUCUCGUCUGGACCGGCAUCUACGGGGUCCUCACAAUCGUACCAAGGGGUAGGGUCAAUCGGUACGCCGCCCAUUUCAAAAACGGUCAUAUGGAAAUCCCAUAUUUUAUGAAUAGGAGAUUUGGGGAUACUUCUGUUGCUUUUUUCUACAAACGCCUCAAAAGCUCCGGCGGCAGCCAGGGACUGAUUAACAACGGGAGAGUGACAAAAUCUGGGGCACCGUCUGUACAAAUAUUCAGUGAAACGUGGUACAUCCGAGGGGCAGUGAAGACGAAUGUUACAACAUACGAAUUCAUGUACAGGGACAGUGACAACCGUAUGAACGAGGGAGACUGGCAUCACGUGGCCUAUGUCUGCAACAGCACCAACCUGCUGAUCUUUGUGAACGGGACACAGAGAGUGAACGUACCUAUUGAAGGUCAAAUUGCUAGGCAACCGCAUUCUCCAAUGGUGAUAGGCGUAGACAGAUAUAUCGACCUUGACCUUGGAUUCGGAUCGUCAAGGUUUAAGGGUUACAUGGAUGAUAUUCGGUUUUACGACUGGGCCAUUAGCCAUGACGAAAUAGAAGAACUGAACAAACAGCAAGCCUAUAGAAACGGCGCCCCCAAAAGUUAA
This is a messenger RNA of Lingula anatina, 748 nucleotides long. RefSeq lists its product as uncharacterized. Gene Ontology annotation, cellular component: extracellular region. Gene Ontology annotation, molecular function: chitin binding. Lineage: Eukaryota; Metazoa; Brachiopoda; Lingulata; Lingulida; Lingulidae. The record is from RefSeq and is a predicted model, not a curated record.